Molecule: messenger RNA, 1014 nt
Organism: Aureobasidium melanogenum CBS 110374
Lineage: Eukaryota; Fungi; Ascomycota; Dothideomycetes; Dothideales; Saccotheciaceae
Exons: 1
Coding region: 1-1014 (337 amino acids)
Source: RefSeq, a predicted model, not a curated record
AUGCAGCUGCAUCAUUCCCACAGCACCAGCAACAACGGCAUCGCCAAACCAGCAAAGAGCAGUUGCAGCACCGCAAUCACUUCACGUAACACCUCAACAACAAGCUCCUCUUCCACCACCUGCGACGAAACAAGCUGUUUAUUGCCCCACGAGCGAGGCCCUACACCUACACCACCUGUUUCUACUACACCUACACCACAACGCCAACAUCCUCCACAACUGCGAUAUCCUCCUUCAUCUACAACAUCUUCAGCAACAGCAUCUCUCCACCACAUCUUGACGUUACACCCACGCCAAAUCGCCAUCCUCGAAGCCGCACGAGCAAGAGAAGAAGCCCAAAGAGCUUUACUGCCAGCCCCAGAAGACGAAGAAGAAAUGAACAGACACGUACUCUCCAGAAUCGAUUGUAUAGAAGUUGAUCUCUGGCACGAACGGAUCCGCGACUAUGAAGCUGCGGAAUUGGGAUUGCUUUCUGCUGAAGAGUUGGGAUUGGUGAGGGAUGUUGAGGAAGAAGAGGGGGAUGAUGUUAGGGUUGAGGUUGAAGAGGAAGAUGGAGGACGGUUGAGUAGGGUUCAAACCUAUGUUAAUGAUUUUGCAGAUGUGGAAGGGAGAGGAGGUAGACAGCAAGGACAAGGUCAAGGCAGAAAGAGAAGGAAAGUCAGUAGCAUUGCGCAGAGGUUUGGGAGUGUGAGUUUAUCGCUCAAUCACUUUCAUCCUUAUUUCUGGGUUGAUAUGGCAGGGAUUUGUUUGUUGAUAUUGUUGGUUCUGGCUUUUCUUGUCUUUGUUGGGAUUGAACUUAGGUACGAUAGAGAGGGUAUCUGUAAAGGACAGGGAAGUGUAGGCGCAACGGGUUUUUGGGUUGCGGUGCAGAUGCUUGUGGCUUUAGGCAUGGGAUUGAUGUUGCAGGUUCCGGUGCAUAGGGGUUUGGUGCCUUUUGUGUUGCCUUUGUGGGUAAUGGGGACUUUUGGAAUUGUGGUUGGGUUCAAGAUGUUGGCUGGAUGCUUGGGGAAUUGA